Messenger RNA from Anolis carolinensis (green anole), 4526 nucleotides. RefSeq names its product solute carrier family 33 member 1 (gene slc33a1). Gene Ontology annotation, molecular function: acetyl-CoA transmembrane transporter activity. NCBI's taxonomy places the organism in Eukaryota, Metazoa, Chordata, Lepidosauria, Squamata, Anolidae. The coding region runs from base 431 to 2080 and encodes 549 amino acids. The record is from RefSeq and is a predicted model, not a curated record. The transcript has 6 exons. Gene Ontology annotation, cellular component: membrane.
CGGCGGUAGUCAAACAUCGUGGGUUUGUGUUUCCCGUCCGGAAGCUUUUGAGGGUCGGACUCAGCCGGGCCAAGAGCGGAAAGUAAUUGAUGUGGGGACUUGGAUGGGAGGAAAAAGGGAGUCAUACCGAAGAGAGAAGCGGCGCCUCCAUUCUGAGCCCUGUGGUGUUGCUUUGUGAGGCAGAGCCUAACAUUAGAGGGCAGAAAAGGUGAAGAAUUGACUCUUGCUCUCAUUCUCUGCCUCCUUCCUGAGGAGUUUACCAGAGAGGUGCCCACUCAGAGAGCCUUUCAGAGGACAGCAUUGACACUGACACCUCCUCUGGUCAGAAUUGGGCCUCUUCUGUGGGCCUGUAAGGCAUUCCUGUGUGUCAGGCCUUGGGGAGGGCUCUCCUCGCCUUCCCAGGACGACGGCCUUGGACUACGUCUGUGAUAUGUCCCCCAUCACUUCCUGCAAGGACAGCAGCCGCCAACGCCGGCCUGGCAACUACCAGAGCUCCCUAGACGUCUUGAAGAACGACACUUCGGGCCUGGAUUUCUAUGAAGACGGCCCUGCUGAGGCGGGUGCCGGCGGAGACCGUGAGGCCCUGCUUGGAGAACCCAAUGCCAGCCCUCUUGGGCACCCUCAAGGCUACCGAGCAGAGCUGGGCAGCAUCCUACUCCUCCUUUUCCUCUAUGUCUUGCAAGGCAUUCCUUUGGGACUUGCGGGCAGCAUCCCGCUCAUCCUGCAGAGCAAGAAUGUGAGCUAUAAGGACCAGGCUUUCUUUAGCUUUGUCUUCUGGCCCUUCAGCUUGAAGCUCCUCUGGGCCCCCUUGGUGGAUGCCGUCUACUUCAAGAGCUUCGGCCGCCGCAAGUCCUGGCUGGUGCCUACUCAAUACACCUUGGGCCUCUUCAUGAUGUACCUUUCCAUGCAGGUGGACUCUCUGCUUGGGGGAGCAGAUGGCAAGAGCCCCGACGUGCUGGCCCUUACUGUCACCUUCUUCUUGUUUGAGUUUCUGGCAGCCACUCAGGAUAUUGCAGUGGACGGCUGGGCGUUGACUAUGUUGUCUCGAGAGAAUGUGGGCUAUGCGUCCACUUGCAACUCUGUGGGCCAGACGGCUGGCUACUUCCUGGGGAAUGUCUUGUUCUUAGCGCUUGAAUCAGCUUCUUUUUGCAACAAGUAUUUGCGGUUUCAGCCUCAACCCCAAGGAAUUGUUACACUUUCAGAUUUCCUCUUUUAUUGGGGUGCUGUUUUCUUAAUAACUACCACCUUGGUAGCACUCUUGAAAAAAGAAGAUAAGAGAAUUUCUCAUUCAAGAGAAGAAACAAAAGGCAUCAUGGAUACAUACAAGCUGCUUUUCUCAAUAGUUAGAAUGCCUGCAGUCCUAAUGUUCUGUGCCAUGAUUUUAACUGCAAAGGUUGGAUUCUCAGCAGCAGAUGCAGUAACAGGACUCAAACUGGUAGAAGAAGGAGUACCUAAAGAACAUUUAGCUCUACUUGCUGUUCCAAUGGUUCCACUGCAAAUUAUAUUGCCUGUGAUUAUCAGCAAAUAUACAGCAGGUCCACAGCCUCUGAAUACAUUUUACAAAGCUAUGCCAUUUAGAUUACUGUUUGGAUUGGAAUUUGCCUUCUUGGUGUGGUGGACUCCUAAAGUUAAAUAUGAAGGAGGCUUUCCGAUCUAUUACUACAUUGUAUUGUUGCUGAGUUAUGCCUUACACCAGGUCACGGUGUACAGUAUGUAUGUUGCAAUCAUGGCUUUCAAUGCCAAAGUUAGUGACCCGCUUAUUGGGGGGACAUAUAUGACACUACUUAACACAGUGUCAAAUCUGGGAGGAAAUUGGCCUGCCACUGUAGCCCUUUGGCUUGUGGAUCCACUUACAGCAAAAGAGUGCAUUGGAGUUCAAGGACACAGUUGUGCCACUGCAGCUGCUACAGAACUUUGUACCAAAGAGGGUGGAUCCUGUGUUAUUACACUGGACGGUUAUUAUGUCGAGUCUCUGGUAUGCGUUGCUUUGGGAUUUGCUUGGUGGCUGUUUCUUGGACCUAGAUUCAAAAAGCUCCAGGAUGAAAGAGCAUCUUCAUGGAAAUGCAGGAGAACAAGUUAAUGGAAACAGAAGACCAGAAAGAAUGAGAAAAAUAUUAUAUAUGGGGAUAAAAUAAUACAUAUUGGAAAAUGGUUAGUUUAGUCAUGCCAAAUGACUUUACGAAGAAAGUAAACCCUGGAAAGAAGUAUAUGGGUCAGUAAUAAAAUUUGUCCUCACCAUCCAGAAUUCAUCUUAAGAUUUCAAAGAAGUAAUCAAAAUCUCCAGAGAUUUUUAAAACUUCCAUUGACUGUUUGCUGCCUUCUGGUUGAUUUAUUUAACAUUACCUCAGAACAAAAAAACACCUGGAUAGGGUACAUCAAAAUUUUGAUUUAAUAUAAACAUUGAAUGUAUAUAGUAAAAAGUUAUAAAAGAGAGAAAUAUUUUUCUUUUAAUUUUUUAUAAUUUAGGUCAUGAUUAUACUUUGUAGGAGAAAACACCUAGCAAAACUUCUCUUACAUGUAUUUUUCUGGCUGCUAUAAGCUUUAAAGAUUUAUAAGAGAAAUAUUUUUAUAAAUAGCUUUUUAAAAAACAAAGCAUACACACUUUACUUCAAAGGCACUUUGAUUUGCAAAUAAUUUUCUUUACUAUAGCAUAAGUAUGAAGAUGUGUUAAUAAGCUCAUGGGAUGCUAAGUUGUCAUGAGCAAGCAGCAAAGAGGCCAGAAGGCAUUGGAACCAGUACUGAGGACAAAGCUUUCAAAAGAGGAACAAGAAUGAUAGCAGUAAAUUCAGUUUCAGUGUAAAAAAACCCAAAUAUAUGGAUUUUUAAGAAAUGAAUACACUUUGCUAGUGUAUGAAACACAAAAGAAGCAGGAAAAAGAGAUUGUGUUUUUUUGUUGUGAAAAAGCUGGUCAAUGAUACUUGAGAGCAGGCAUGAGAUUUUGAUGUACAUCAUUCAACUGUUCCCACAGAUGCUACAAAUCUGUAGCAGAUAAAGUAGUUCGUUAUAAUUAUCCUUGUUAAGAGGGAAUCUUUGCUUUAGUGCCUUAAUGAUGUACCGUAAAGGGGCACUGUAUGGAUGUAUUUUUUACAUCUUUCACAUACUUUCAAAAGGUGUGACAGCCUAAUGUCAUACUUCUGAUGCUGGUAUGAAAUGCUGAAAUAUUAAUAUCAAUUUUUGUCUCUGUUUUAUUGGUUAUUUCAAGAAGUCACUUCUUUCUGAAAUGUAUAUUGAUUUUUGAUUCCAAGUGAAUCUGUAGGAUUUAUAUUGCACAAGUUUUUUUUUCUUAUAAAACUCUGUUCAGAGUGUAAAUAAAUCUUAAGUCUAGGAAAAGGAAGCUAAAUAUCUUAAGCACACUUUCUUGAGGGAGUGGCUCUUGCUUCCAAGGAUCAGAUUGGGAUUCUAGUAUCAAAAAAGAGUUUUAACACUAUCAGCACAAAUUCUUUAGACUUCAUUUGUUCUGUAUUAAUCACCAUAUAAGGAACAAAAUCCAGUUAAAUGAAAUAUAGUGAAUUUGUUCUGAAUUUCAGUGGCAGCAUUGAAAGUUAUGUCCAUGGUCCAAGGCUGAUCUCUAGGAAAGGGUUAUCAUUUUGAACAGCUCCUUUAAAGUUCAAACUAUUCCCUAGAAUGCAGUGAUCAUCACUACAUUGACAUGGAAGGGGUGCAUAACCUAAGUCAUCAAUAAAUUAGUCACUAAAAGCUAGAUUUACUUCAGAAUAUUGUUGGUAAUUGCUUUAUAGAUUUCAGUGGAAGACUGCAACCUUGAAACUCUUUUAAAGCAAUUUUAAUUGAGAGACUGGUACUUCUUAUGGCUGUCCCAUAUAUAAUUUAGAGCAGUCCUGGAUUUUCCCUAUAACCUUAAAAUAGCUCCAUAUGUAAAAAGUUUCAAGGUUGUUGUUCAUCAUUAAAAUCGAUAAUCCAAUUCAUAAUAUGAUUACUUUGAUGUAAUCCAUGGACCUGAACUAUAUUAAGUGCAAGUAACGGUGUUUAAUUUGCUAGUGACUUAGCUUAUAUGUUUUUUAAGUGUAGAGAUUUGUUGCAUUGUGCCUCACAGAGUUUGAAACUUAAGUUUUCUCCCCUUGUCAUGUCAUUGUAAUAUAGCAGUGACAUAUAACUAUAAUAUACACACCUGUUUACUUGAAUGAAAAAUGCUUAGUGCUUUUGGUGUAUUCUCAUUUUUUUCAUUGUUGACAAUAAUCUGAUUUUGUUUGCCUUAUAUUUGAUCCAGAUGAGUGCAAAUAAAAUAUUAGCUUCAGUGAUAUAUGCAUAGAGUAGUUCAUUCGUGGGUAUUUGGUUUCCUUUCAACAUGUAUUUAUUAUUCUAUUUUUUGUUUUGUUUUGUCACAGCAUAAAUAAAAUACCUAGUAACAAAAAAAAAAUCAUUUCUUAUCUCUAGGUAGCAUUUGGGAUGGGAACAUUUCUAGGAAAGGGUGCUGGGUUCCUGAACAUGCACAAUCAAAUUUUCAUUUCUGUAUUACUGUUUAUACAGUGUGCCAAUAUAAAUAAAGUUUAUGCAUUUUUAAAAUCUAA